Messenger RNA from Struthio camelus australis, 1848 nucleotides. RefSeq names its product microtubule associated protein 10 (gene MAP10). Gene Ontology annotation, biological process: cytoplasmic microtubule organization; positive regulation of cytokinesis; mitotic spindle midzone assembly. Gene Ontology annotation, cellular component: cytoplasmic microtubule; centrosome; midbody. Gene Ontology annotation, molecular function: microtubule binding. The record is from RefSeq and is a predicted model, not a curated record. NCBI's taxonomy places the organism in Eukaryota, Metazoa, Chordata, Aves, Struthioniformes, Struthionidae.
AUGAAGGCAGUGGAAGAGAGCGUUUCCCCAGCUCAGCAGACGUUUUGUUCUGUCGAUGGCAAGCGGACUCCGAUUUUAGGGCAGGGUGACAGGCGAGGGCCGGGCGCCGCCCUUCACCCCCGCCUGAUUCGACGCCACCGUUAUCAGCCGCGACUCCCCAUUUACACACAAGGCACAAGGGAAAAGUUUAGGGACCGGAGCCGGCAGGAGCCGGCCUCGGCGAGGUCGUGUCGAGCUGGGAGAGGAGCUGAGAAAGCUGCGCCCUUGGGAGAGACGGGCUCUGAAAGGAACCACAAAACUACGGCAAAUGCAGCGCCCAGGAGGCAGCUGUUGUACGGGCUGACAAACACCGUGAGGCUACGGCUGCAGCAGACCAACCCUGGCAUGCUGAUAGUUCAUGAAAGGAGGGAGCGGUAUAGAAAAAAGCAAGUGGAGGUGCUGAAGGAGAAGAGAAGCCCUUUAUCAAAGAAAAAGCGGCUCAAAGAUGCUGGAGAACAGCACCUGGUUUCUUACAGGCACUGUAGCAGAGGAGAUGGUUUAAAGCAGAAUAACCAGUUUGAUGAAACUGUUGAGACUUCAUUACAAAGCAAUGUUCUCAAAGAAUACUCUUCCACUACAGGAAACGUGUCCCCUGACCUGCAGGAACGGUCUGUUCACAGUCGGUUGAGGAAUUACGAAACUGCGCGUGAGGAACAUCCAUGUGAAGUAACUACAGCCCCCUUAGGGCUGGAGGAAGCAGCACUAAAAUCUGCUCGCACAGAAAAGGAUGUGAAAGGCCAACUCCUGGCACCUUUCAGAUCAGAUGCUGAUGCAAAGGAAAGUAAUGAUCGUGAAGCAAUAUGCUUGAUCCAUCACAAAACCACAGAAACUGAUAACACUUCCAUUGUAAGUGAUCAUAAAUCCAAACCAAGCCCUAGCAGGAGUGUUGAAAGCAACUCCAAAUUCAUAUACUCAGAUGACUUUGUUGCUAGCCCUGAGAACACAGUUUAUUCAGAAGAUAUCAGCAGCAUUGACUAUACAGGCAGAGGCUCAGAAACUUUUGACAGCAGUCCUGAACCUCCGUGGCUCGAAAGCCCAAAGCAAGCGUGUUCACAUUCAGAGUCGGAGUCCAGCAGGUCCAGAAUUUCAAAGAGAAGUCAAAGAGCUGAAAGUACUUCAGCUCUUCUGCCGGUUCCUUCAGCUUCAUCUCCAGUCCGCUCUCUCAAGAGAAACUAUGACGUGAAAACCAGCGAGAGAACUAGUGGUGAAGCUGUUGAUUUACUCAGCAAUGAUACCUCGUUUCAAGCGAGGUUAUUACAAGAAGAGCAGGUAGCCCACCAGAUCAGUGAGGAAGAGAACAGAGCUGAUCAACAUGUUAAACAAGCAUCUACACUGAGAAGCAAAGAAGUUAGCUCUGAUACUGAUCUGAACAUAGGAAAGGGGCAGACUUCUAUAGAGAAAAGCCAAUCGCUAACUCAGGCUAGCUCAUAUUUGCCAUCUAACAUUUCUGAUCUUGAACUUAGUGCCCUGGAAAACAGUAUGUCAGACAAAGAUGAUGAUUUUUUGGAAACACUGAGCAUUCCUAACCAAUAUAAAGACAUCAGUGAACUUGUAAUAAGCAAGCUUCCUGGGUAUACAAUGUAAUUACAAGUUUUCCCUGUCUUGAUUAAAGUAUGAUAUUUAUAUUUUUAUACGGACUGUUACAUUUAGCUACAAUUUAUACAUGUUAAUUUGAGAAUGUAUCAUUCACAUUUAAUACAUCGGUGAAUUUGUUAAUGAGUUUUUAAAAUAAACUACAUUGAAUAGCUAUUAAAAAUGGCUCUAAGUGGUACCUAUAGCAUGAUUUCAGUGUUAGUAUCCUCAUUCAAA